Cotesia congregata is the source of this 1176-nucleotide messenger RNA. The record is from the annotation of a GenBank genome assembly. Lineage: Eukaryota; Metazoa; Arthropoda; Insecta; Hymenoptera; Braconidae.
AUGAAAAAUACCCGCAAUAAUUCAGCUUUUUAUCAAGCUUACAAAUUACUUCAACGAAUUUCGUGCAAAACCCUCGGAUUAGCACCGUGGGGAGUUAGUAGCAAGCAACAGGAUUUGCUUAAUGUUUCAUACGUCGGGGCAUACUAUAAUGUUCUGCUGAUAUUUCUUCUAAUCGUUCUCGGUGUCUGUGAACUAUUUAGUGGAUCAUUAUCCGAUGAUUACCCUGGAAAGCUGAUGCCAUUAAUAAUGGUGGAAGUUUUAUUUAUUACAAUAUUGUGCGCUACUGUGAUUCCGUUGCUUUACAUGAUUCGACAAAAGAAGCUCAUAAACAUUUACAAUCGGUUCAAAUUUCUCGACAAGCUGCUAAAAAAGUGCGAAAAUCACAAAUUGAAGUACGACUACACGAACGAUGUUAUCUUCGUUGUUAAUUUAUUGGCAACUGUCUGGGGCAUUAUAAUAGUGGAUUUUUGGUACGUUCCAGCACAUCGAGUUUUUUUUGAAAAUUUACCCACAAUCAUCGGGGGAGGUGUUAUGAUCCAAUACGCAAUGCUGCUUAAUAUGAUCGAAAACAAAUUUAAAAGCAUUAAUUUAAUUAUUUCUAAAUUCAACCUACCAAAAAGCAACAAUAAUUACCCGCAAAUCUUUUCAGUUACUCAAAAAGUUCUAACACGCGAAUCAAUUCUCUACAAUAUAGAUAACCUUAAGUCCGCGUAUAUGGAACUUUACGGGAUGUGCCAUGAUGCUGCGGACUUUUACGGAGUUCCUAUUUUGAUAACGAUUUUGUGCUUUGCUGAAAGGGUUAUUUAUUGCGUAUACCUUUGUGUUUUGACGUUAUUGAAAGUUAAAGGUUUUCACGUAUCAUGGCUUGUAAUGAUACUCCGUUUAAUUUGGAUCGUAUUUAUUUUUCUGGUUUUUACUUCCAGUGUUACGACAAUUAAAAAACAGAAUUGCAAACUGGCGAAGACUAUAACUCGACUGACUGAUAAAAAUACAAUGGAUGAAAAAAUUAUGAAGAAGUUAUUAUUCUUCACAAGUGAUCUCUCUCAUUUGGAAAUUAAUUUAACAGCAUGUGACAUCUUACCCUUAGACCGAACACUUUUAGGAAUAACUACGGGUACUAUUGCAAUGUAUCUUGUCAUUGCUGUUCAAUUUGGCAGUAGUUCAAUCACUCAUUAA